Scutellospora calospora is the source of this 198-nucleotide messenger RNA. Lineage: Eukaryota; Fungi; Glomeromycota; Glomeromycetes; Diversisporales; Gigasporaceae. The record is from the annotation of a GenBank genome assembly.
UAACAAAUCCUCGUGUUCGCGAAUUCCAUACUACUUAUUCACGUAAUGCAAUUGUUCAUUUCUUGCUUGCCGAUAUUGGUGAAGGAAUAAAAGAAUGUGAAAUUGUACAAUGGUUUGUUAAGCCCGGAGAUCAAAUUAGUGAAUUUGAUAAAAUUUGUGAAGUACAAUCUGAUAAGGCUACUGUGGAAAUUACAUCAC